AUUUACUGGUAGUCUGGCUCAUCAUUCUCGGGUCUUAUUUUUAUCUUCUGAGUUCCGACACUCGCUUCCACCAUUCAUUCGAUUUCAGCAUUGUCCAAUUGGUCUUAUUCUUCUGUUGCUAUACACUGCGGGAACAUGGUCAACCUCUCAGAUCCAGAAUCCUUCCAAAAGCCCCCCAGUGAGCACCCAGUCACUGCAUCGCAAGACAGCCCCCCUCCCCCUCCCCUCGACCACGGCAAAGAUGCCUGGCUCUUCCUCGCCGCCUGCUUCGUCAUGGAAGCUCUAGUCUGGGGCUUCGCCUUCACCUACGGUGUCUUCCAAGACUACUACAGCACCCUCCCUGCAUUCCAAAACUCCAACAGCAUCGCCAUCAUCGGAACCUGCGCCAUGGGAAUCAUGUACCUCGACCUCCCCAUCAUCUUCACCCUCUACCGCCAAUACCCCACCCUCCAACGCACCGGCUGCGCCCUCGGCGUCCUCCUAAUGUGUCUCUCCCUCGGCCUCAGCUCCCUCUCCACCACCGUCCCCCACCUCAUCCUCACCCAAGGCAUCUUCUACGCCAUCGGCGGCAGCAUCGCCUACUCCCCCUGCAUCCUCCUCAUGGAAGACUGGUUCGACAAACGCAAAGGCCUCGCCUUCGGCGUCAUGUGGGCCGGCACCGGUCUCGGCGGCGCGAUCCUCCCAAUCGUCAUGCAACGUCUUCUCGACCUCUACGGGUUCCGGACCACGCUGCGAGCAUUCGCCAUCACACUCUUCAUCCUCACAGGCCCGCUAGUAUACUUCGUCAAACCCCGAGUACCGGCGCCCAAGCGGCCAUCGAGUCGGAUAUCCAUCCCAAACCUAAAAUUCCUCAGCUCAAGCACAUUCCUCCUCUUCCAAGCCUUCAACACCAUCGAAGCACUCGGCUACUUCCUCCCCUCACUCUACCUCCCCACUUACGCCCGAUCCAUCGGUGCCUCGGGCACUCUCGAAGCCUUAACCGUCAUUCUCCUCAACGUAGCAUCCGUAGCCGGAUGUGUCUGCAUGGGCGCCAUCAUCGACCACCUCGACGUAACAACCUGCAUUCUUAUCUCCGCGGCCGGAUCAACCCUAGGUGUUUUUCUCCUUUGGGGAUUCUCUGUCUCGUUACCACCAUUAUUCAUCUUCGCUAUCGUGUAUGGGCUCUUUGCGGGGUCGUAUACGAGUACCUGGCCCGGGGUGAUGCGGGAUGUCGUGAGGAAGGAAGGGUCCGCGGAAUCGAGCAUGGUGUUUGCGUGUUUGGCGGCGGGGCGGGGAGUCGGGAAUAUUGUCUCUGGGCCGUUGAGUGAGGCGUUGUUGAAGGGGAGGCCGUGGGUGGGGGAUGUGGGGUAUGGGUUUGGGAGUGGGUAUGGGUCGUUGAUUGUGUUUACGGGCGUGACGGGGGUCGUGGGGGGAGGGAGUUAUUGCGUGAGGAGGAUGGGGUGGUUGUGA
Molecule: messenger RNA, 1449 nt
Organism: Aspergillus ibericus CBS 121593
Lineage: Eukaryota; Fungi; Ascomycota; Eurotiomycetes; Eurotiales; Aspergillaceae
Product: putative MFS monocarboxylate transporter
Exons: 2
Coding region: 136-1449 (437 amino acids)
Biological process (GO): transmembrane transport
Cellular component (GO): fungal-type vacuole membrane
Molecular function (GO): transmembrane transporter activity
Source: RefSeq, a predicted model, not a curated record